AAUGUGAAGGCUGCCAAGAACAAGAAUGUGAAGGCUGCCAAUAAUGCCAAGGGCAGCUGUGAUGGAGCAAAGGUGGUGGUGCAAGAAAAAGGUGGCACCUCGCCGGGGCGUUAUGAGCCGAACGUGGUCCUGACGCUUACGGAGUACACCACCAUCGAAGCGCUGGAUGAGGCCCUCCUCGCGAGCCAACGGGUCCUGACCCGGUUGCUGUCCCACUUCUCCCUCAUCUGGCGCACCCCUUCCUUCGAAGCGCUCCCCAGGACUUCACUCGUCCGGCAGAUCGCUCGACUCGGGAGCUGUGAGAGCAGAGAGAUAAGGGCGCAGCUACUAGACCUGGCCAUCGACCACAGCAUCCUCGAUCAGUACCCGAUGGACGUCCUCCAGUGCUACUGCGUGAGCCAGGGGAUCGCCCCCGAACUCGGCUGGGGCGCGACCAAGGCCGAAGUCAUCCUCGCCAUUCUUCACCACAACCACAAUCACAAUUAG
Messenger RNA from Acanthamoeba castellanii str. Neff, 486 nucleotides. RefSeq lists its product as uncharacterized. The record is from RefSeq and is a predicted model, not a curated record. The annotation marks the transcript as partial. Lineage: Eukaryota; Discosea; Longamoebia; Acanthamoebidae. The transcript is spliced from 3 exons.